Phalaenopsis equestris is the source of this 1259-nucleotide messenger RNA. RefSeq lists its product as uncharacterized. NCBI's taxonomy places the organism in Eukaryota, Viridiplantae, Streptophyta, Magnoliopsida, Asparagales, Orchidaceae. Gene Ontology annotation, biological process: protein ubiquitination. The record is from RefSeq and is a predicted model, not a curated record. Gene Ontology annotation, cellular component: membrane. Bases 253 to 930 code for a protein of 225 amino acids. Gene Ontology annotation, molecular function: ubiquitin-protein transferase activity; zinc ion binding. The transcript has 6 exons.
CAGCAAAAGUAAUCGAGAAGGGUUGAAGAAGUCUACCCGAAGAAGUUGGAUGACGAGGAAUCCAAACGGUCAACGCAGCGAACCCAAAACGCCAUUUGGAAGAAGAGUCAAAGCUGCUACGGGUCCGAACUUCUCGCAACGCUCCAAAUAACCCAACAACGAAAGCCUUCUUCUCUUCCUCAUCAUUUAAACUUUCAGAGACGCACACAGAGAGGGAAUUACAGAAUUAGAGAAGACAGAAGAGAGCAAGAAAUGGAAUUUGCGAAAUUUGAGGAAAUUGGAUCUUCUUCUUCUUCAAUGAUUUGCCUUUGUAGAAUAUGCCAUGAGGAGGAGGAAGAGGAAGCCACAAGCAUGGAAUCCCCAUGCGCUUGCUCUGGAACUCUGAAGUUCGCUCACAGGCGAUGCAUACAGAGGUGGUGCGAUGAGAAAGGGAGCACAAUUUGUGAAAUUUGUCUUCGGAAAUUUGAACCAGGCUAUACAGUAACCGCCCCUUCGCCUUCCAAGCCACACAUGAUUGAAGUUGUUAUAACAAUAAGGGGAAGCCUGGAAGCAGCAAGGCUGAACAACGAGCUCCAAAACCAAGCAACGGAGGCGGGGCCCGGGAAACACAAAACUGCCGAGGGGUCGCCGUCGUCCUACCAUACCAGUUCCUGCUUCCAAUCCGUAGCUUUAAUGCUUACCAUGUUGUUCUUCCUGAGACAUAUAGUUGCAGUGAUACUGGCUGGCAAUGAUUACUAUUCAUUCAGAUUUUUCUUUAUAUAUCUUCUACGAGCUGUAGGAGUCUUGCUGCCGUUUUAUCUGAUGCUGCAGUUGAUUAAUAUAAUCAUAAAUGCAAAGAAGCUACAGCGGCUGCAUGUAAGUUCUGUUGAUUUUUCGAAAAGUUUUACAUUUAUGGCUACAAGAAAAGUUAAAAUUAUGAAUUUUUUGUAAACAGGAUAGGAAUGGGGAGUCUGACAAUGAUGAUAUUGAGGAGCAGUAGAGUUCAAUUUGAAGCUUAUCGAAGCCAUAAAUUCAUACAGGGGCAUGAAUUAACAAAGCUGUGCCUUUGCAAUUAUUAUUAUUAUUAUCAUUAUUUUUAAUGUUUUUUGCAUUGUAUGGUGAAGCUUAUAUUUUGAUUAUAGUAAGCUCCCACACUUUGCUCUGAAGUAGGAGAAAAUAUUACAUAUGUUGUUCGCAUGUGCUGACACCCAAUCAAAAACUUGUUGAUUGUCUGCACAUGCGAAUAAGGUUAUGUAAGUAGAAAUUAAUUUAAAAAUAAU